AUGAGACUCAUCCCUGACAUGGAAAGAUUUGGUUAUCUUGACAGAAACGAUUCUGACUGCCUUGAUACCCUUGACGCUAAGAGAAGAUACAAGAGAAUCUCUACCUUCAAGCGUAACUAACUCCUUGAAAAGAUCUUCUUUGAAAACAAAAAAAUUAAAAUCGCUGCCUAAGAAUUGAAUAUUAAUUACUCAUCUGCCAAGACUAUUUUACACUUAUACAGAAAGAAGGCCAAGAAAAUCGGUAACUAAAAUGCUGCCCGUCUUAGUGAAAACACCAGAUGUGGAGUCAGACCCUUACCAGUAGUAAAUGGAUCUAAUUCUAACUAAAUGGAAAUUGUCAUUUCAUAAGGUGGUCGCACUACAUGCAACAUCUCUUUGGCUUCCAGCUUCUAAGUAGUUGCAGUUACCAAGAAAACUGAAAGUGAAAUGUAAUAAGAAGAAAGUGAAUUCGAUUAAUCCACUUACUAAUUACAAAGCAUUUGUCCUCAAUCUCAAAUUGAAGUUUAAUAAUUACAAGCUCUCUUCGAUUUGUCAAGCGAAAGCAAUUACAGCGCUAUGAGCUUAUGA
This is a messenger RNA of Tetrahymena thermophila SB210, 567 nucleotides long. RefSeq lists its product as hypothetical. NCBI's taxonomy places the organism in Eukaryota, Ciliophora, Oligohymenophorea, Hymenostomatida, Tetrahymenidae. The record is from RefSeq and is a predicted model, not a curated record. The transcript is spliced from 2 exons.